Messenger RNA from Cotesia glomerata, 1310 nucleotides. Its product is annotated as DEAD-box ATP-dependent RNA helicase 42-like. Bases 233 to 1048 code for a protein of 271 amino acids. The record is from RefSeq and is a predicted model, not a curated record. The transcript is spliced from 3 exons. NCBI's taxonomy places the organism in Eukaryota, Metazoa, Arthropoda, Insecta, Hymenoptera, Braconidae.
CACAUUAUUGACGUCAUUAAAAAUUUAGCGCAUCAAAGAUUCCAUAUCAGAUGAAUUGCUAUCAUUUUAACGGAUAACGAGUGGAAUAAUUAUCAUAGUUGUGGUGGGAUUUCAGUUGCACCAGUUUUUCAAUGCUUUAAAGGAAACUCAUUUUUUCAUUACGUGUUGUGAAUACAGACCGUUUAAUUCUUUUUACAUAAUUUGUUAGUGAAAAUAUUUUUCUAAUUAAAAAAUGCGAAUCGCUGUGCUUGUUACACUUGUUUUGUGUGUGAUUAUCGUUUUAUCAUUGGAAAGUACUGACGGUAAAAAAACCCACGGCAAAAAUAAACACUCUGAUGUAGAACAUCAUUCAACUCGUAAUGGUAAAAAAAAUAAGGUUGAAAAGAAUCAUGUAAAAACUAAAGAGAGAAAACGACGAUCAACUGAAGACAUGGAUGUGGAUGAAAAAAUGAUUGUGGAAGAAACAGUCCAGAAACAUAAAAAAACUCAAAAAAAUAAACAACGAAAAGAAAAUGCUAGGAGUGACGAAAUAUUAAACGAAGUAAAGGAGAAAAAAAAACGAGUUGAGGGUAUCAAAACAAAAGAUAAUCGCAAUCAACAAGAAGACGAAGGUGUAGACACUGUGACUGAUAAUGAAGUUGAUAAUCAGUCCAAUGAUUUAGAAACUUCGGAUGAAACCGAUGCAGAAAAUAGUCAAUCUGUUGAAACUGGCGCUAAGGAAAGUAGUGAUAAAAAAAAGAAUGGAAAGGCAAACAAGAAGAAAAAAGAUAAGAUAAAGAAAAAAAUUAAGAAGGAUAAAAAAUUGAAGAAUUCUGAUUCACUUUCUGAAGACGAGAACGUAAUUGAUGAGCAAAAUGAACAAGAAUGCGACUCACUUUGCCAUUUCAAUGCAGGGAAAAACAAAAAAUCUGAGAAGUGUAAAUCAAAAUAUACGGACGGAAAAUCAACGAAAUCAAAAAUUUCGAAAUGUACAUCGUCAAAUUCCGACGAUACUUCUGUUGACGCUGAAAAUGAAACCGUCGGUAACGAAGAGGAAAAAGAAACAUAAUAAUUUAUUAAGUUAAGUAAAAUAUAUACUGAUAGCCUUGAUUUAUUAUGUGAAACUUAAUACAAUAAUCUAUUUUAAGUAAUUCAUGCGUUUUUAUUGGCAAUGAGGUUAACAAGAUAAUAAAAUUCUGUUUCUAUGCAAUUAAACUUCAUUAUGUUAUACAUUUUUUAAGAUAGUGAUUAAAUUUAUCUAAAGCACGGUCUAUAUUGUAUAGAUAACAAAAGUUUAAAAUAAAAAAAUGUUGUAAUUAUGGUUUUACUUA